This is a messenger RNA of Miniopterus natalensis, 953 nucleotides long. RefSeq names its product transmembrane protein 92 (gene TMEM92). Gene Ontology annotation, cellular component: nucleoplasm. The record is from RefSeq and is a predicted model, not a curated record. Lineage: Eukaryota; Metazoa; Chordata; Mammalia; Chiroptera; Miniopteridae.
AUGUGCGACGCCAGGGUCCCCGGGCUCUCGCCCACCUUGCUGCUCGGCCUGCUGGCCGGCCUCCAACAGGCUGCAGCCAGAUGUGCCCUCUUCCCCUGCCCUGAAGGAUUCACGUGCUGUGGUGACACCUGCUGCGAGGAAUUUGAGUUUUUCUCUGGCCCCUUCAGGAUCUUCAUCAUCAUCUUCCUGACCAUCGUGCCCAUCAUGUGCAUCUGUGGCCUGGUUAAGCACUUCUGUCACAACUGCAGAGGGCAGGAACAGGACCCCCCGAUGGGUGACACGGGGCCCCCUGAACGGCCCACCGUCUUCCCCACAGAGAGGGUCGAGGUGUCCACCUUGGAGCCCCCACCUCCCUACAGUGAGAUUAUUCUGAAGCCAGUCCUGGGCCUGCCCCCCAUGGACCCACCCCCUCCCUACAACUUCAGACCUGGAGAACAUUCUGGGGUCCCCAGGGGCAUUGACAACCCAGCCUUCUGAACCUCCUCCUGCCUGGAAUCCUGCCUCAGCCACCUCCUUUCCAACACCUCCUGGAUCAAGCCAGAGAUGCCUGGGACCCCUGAAACUCACUCCCCCAUCCUGCUACAGCUCUGGCCUUUCUUGAACUUAACUUAUUGCUUUUCCUGCCCCUGUUCCACUCCAGCUGUCUCUCUUGUCCCAAGGGCUGGGCCGGAGCAACAGUGUCUAUCCACCCCAGAACCCACAACCCACAACCCAAGUUAGAGGCUGCCAAGAGGAAAAUGUCAACAGCUGGAGGUGACUGACUGUAGAAUGGACUACUCUGAGGAGUGGCAAGAGCCCCGUUUCUUGACUGGACAGCCAGCUCCAAUGUGGAGGUCAGGCUGCGUGAGCUCUGAGCCACCUCCAGUUCUACCAAAAUAGAGAAGACCCCAUUCUACCCUACCCUACCCCCCAACACAUGUACUCACUAAAUUAACUGAUUGCUGCUGCUGCGA